AUGCGUGGCGCUGGAGCUGAAGGCAUCGUCAGCUCGGUCGCCGCUGACGCCGCGGCCACGACCGCAACCCGGUCCUUCGCCCUGAGGUCCCUCGCACCUGCCGUCAACCCGAUGCGCCACGCCAGGGGCUACGCGACGGACCUGCCGGAGGACUUCGAGAGCGCGCGCGAGGACCUGGCGAACGUGCUGCAGAAGGAGAUCAAGUACGAGGGGGACUACCAGAGUCCUGAGGCUGUGUCGCACGCGCCGCCCAACGGAUUCGAACUGUCCAUGGCGCCCGGGAACUGCCGCGUCGUGCUCACGCGCAAGCUCGGCGACGAGACGAUCAAGAUCACGGCCAGCGCGACGCGGGGCGACGAGGACCCGUUCGAGGUUGAGGAGGAGGGCCAGGCGGAGGACGAUCUGAAGGGCGUGGACCACAACAUCGCCAUGCCGUUUACAACCACCAUCACGCGCGGCUCGCAGUCUUUGGUUUUCGACUGCCGCGCCUUCUCCGGGGACCUCGAGAUCCUCACGGUCUCCUGCGAGCCCGCGGGCGGCCUGCCGCUCGCGGACGACGUCGAGCCGUACGAGGGACCGAUUUUCGACGAGCUAGACGAGGAAUUGCAAUCUGCGUUGCACAAUUUGCUGAUCAGCCGCGGGGUCGACCAGGACUUCGUGCCGUACCUGUUCGAGCUGCUCGCGGACAAAGAGCAGAAGGAGUACACCGCGUGGCUCCAGGCCGUCCGGGACUUCGCGCAAUCCUGA
Pedinophyceae sp. YPF-701 is the source of this 747-nucleotide messenger RNA. The record is from the annotation of a GenBank genome assembly. NCBI's taxonomy places the organism in Eukaryota, Viridiplantae, Chlorophyta, Pedinophyceae.